AUGCCCCUCCUGCUAUCCGGAGCCGAUCCAGUCGAUUCUGUCAUGACACAGUGCUGGGGUCGCAGGGCUAAACUCAAUGGAGAACUGACACAGGCUCGCAUCAAAUCUUCUGCUAAAGAACCAGUGAUCAGAACAUUGUCACCGUUGCCACCUUUGUCUGCAGCAUUUUCUGGAACAUCGUUACCCCAGCAGUUCACUGAGUUUGAGGCAACACGGUUACAGCCAGAUGCAAGCGCUAAGGUAGGACAAUUCCGGGGCCGGGUGGUGAGAGUCCUGCUGGUUGUUCUUCUCCUCCUCUUGCAGCCAACAAUGGGAGCAGAGUUUUGGACUGAGGAGCAGCCCGAUCACGUGAUUUUCCGGUACAAACUAUGCCAGCCUGUGUCGCGCUCGAACCUGAUGAUGAUGAUGGGCUCUCAUUUCGACGACACGAAGAUGGCACCGGAUUUAGCCAGUGCCAGAAAGAUGUUCGGCGACAGUGAGGGCUUUCAAGGUGACGACCCGAGUGUUGACUACGAGGAGGAUUCCAACGGAGCAGGGGACGAUGACAAGUUGUGGAAUUUUGACGAAAACGUUUGGGUUGACGAGAGGGAAGAGACUGUGAAAAAUAAUGGGGUGACGAAAGACAAACUGAAUUCAGAGUUUGUGGAAAGCCGAACGUGGCUGCCUCGGAAGAAGGUUUUAAACCGGCAUGUAGACAGUAAAGUUAUAGACCACAACAAACAGUCUAGAGACAGUAAAGGGGAUGGAGGCAGUGUCAUCCACGGGGAUGGAUCUAAGCAACCAACAGAAGCUGAUUCCUACCCUUUCAUGCGACGCAGACGGCGAAGGUCUCACCACGAGGCUGAAACUCGAUCACAUAAUACUGGUGAUACCAUGAACGACCGAGGACAACGCGAGGAUACUGGUGACAGUGUAAAUAACAAAGAUGAUGAUAAUAAUAACGACGACGGUGACUUAGACGCCAAAGAUACACAAACCACAAAUAGUAUUCAGCUUCAGUUGUUUUUGAGUGGGAAAGAUAAGAAACAGCGGAAAAAGUUGAAACAAAAGUUAAGACAGUCACCGGUUAAUUUAAGCAAGCCGCCUCCAUGGGAGUGCAAGUUUAGCCAAAGACAACGGCAGAUGAACAAGGGCGUAUUCCCUCAGUUUGUUCUGGAGGGCAGAUGCGAGACAGACAAGUGUUUCUACCGCCUGUACAACUGCGCGCCAAUCAAAUACACAUUGAAGCUGCUACAAAGAGACCCUAACAAAUGCAACCCACUGCCCAGCGCGACCAACAUAACAAUCUACGAAGAGCGGUGGCAACUUGUUCAGAAAUAUGUCACCGUUGGCUGUAACUGCGUCAGUCCAAUUGCAAAGAACCCCAAGCAAAGAAACCGACGACUUGACUAA
This is a messenger RNA of Candidula unifasciata, 1392 nucleotides long. The record is from the annotation of a GenBank genome assembly. Lineage: Eukaryota; Metazoa; Mollusca; Gastropoda; Stylommatophora; Geomitridae.